This is a messenger RNA of Scaptodrosophila lebanonensis, 2735 nucleotides long. RefSeq names its product ubiquitin-conjugating enzyme E2 H (gene UbcE2H). Gene Ontology annotation, molecular function: ubiquitin conjugating enzyme activity. Gene Ontology annotation, biological process: ubiquitin-dependent protein catabolic process; protein polyubiquitination. Gene Ontology annotation, cellular component: nucleus. NCBI's taxonomy places the organism in Eukaryota, Metazoa, Arthropoda, Insecta, Diptera, Drosophilidae. The record is from RefSeq and is a predicted model, not a curated record. Bases 494 to 1045 code for a protein of 183 amino acids. The transcript has 2 exons.
UGCUGUGGUGAAGUCAGCAAAUGGAGCGGUAGCGACGCAGUAAAGAGCCAAUUGUGCAGCAAUAACUGGCUAAUAAAUUAAUAAUUACUCUAAAAUUCGUUGUCGUAAUCAAAUUGAACACAAAAAGCGCAGAGGAAAACGCUAAUAAUGAACAGAUCUGUGCAUAUAAAUAUGUCGACAAGUAUCGAAGCGUAAAAAUCGAAGACGACCAGCAACCAACCCCACAUUUGGAACCAACACAAACACAAAAAACAACAAUAAAAAAACAUAAAAAGAGAAAUCAUAAUAAAAGAACCCCGCUCCGUUGUUGCUGGUUCUUCGUGCGCUUCAAAUAGAGAGAGUUGUGCAUAGAGCGGGCCAGAGAGCGAGCGACAAGUACCACCUAUAGCCUUAGUAGUAGAUAAACACACACGUGCUCACCGAAACAGCAACACCGAUACCAAUACCGACAGGAACAGCAACCGACCGACCAGUUGGCCAGCCAAGUAUAAAAAUGUCGUCGCCCAGUGCUGGUAAACGACGUAUGGACAAUGAUGUCAUUAAGCUAAUUGAAUCCAAGCACGAAGUCACCAUACUGGGCGGCCUCAAUGAGUUCCAUGUUAAGUUCUUUGGACCAACGGGGACUCCGUAUGAGGGCGGUGUUUGGAAAGUGCGCGUAUAUCUGCCCGACAAUUAUCCUUUUAAAUCACCAAGCAUUGGUUUUGUGAACAAAAUCUAUCAUCCCAAUAUUGACGAAUCGUCCGGCACUGUCUGCCUUGACGUUAUCAAUCAGGCCUGGACGGCCCUCUAUGAUCUCUCCAACAUAUUUGAGUCGUUUUUGCCGCAGCUGCUCACAUAUCCGAAUCCCGUCGAUCCCCUCAAUCGAGAUGCGGCCGCACUGUACCUACACGAACCGGAGGAAUACCAUCGAAAGGUGGCCGAUUAUGUGCAACGAUAUGCGACCGAGGAUGCGCUGAGGGCGGCGCAACAGGAGCGGGAGAGCAGCGACAGCGAGUCAAGCAUGUCGGACUAUAGUGAAGACGAGGCCAGAGAUAUGGAGUUAUAAUAUCGGUUUAAUUUUCUUAAUUAUAAACGACAGCGUAAUGCUAUUAGUAGCCUGAUCUAAAGUGCAUAUGCAGAUCAUUAUAUAUAUAUAGACAUAUAUGUACAUAUAUAUAUGCAUAUGUGCUCGAUCUAUAAUCAACCAAUUAUGAUAAAUGGGAUAUGAACGUGAUUCGAUGAUUGCGCAUGCCAGCCAUUCAUUUGAUUGACAAGUGCAUGGAUAUGUGCGCACAUACACAUACAUACAAACAUACAUACAAACAUACAUCUAUACAUACAUAAAUACAUAUAGACAGACCGACAGACAGACGCAUAUAUAAAUGUAUGUGUACAUAAAUAUAAAAAUAAUUUAAGCAGAAAGUUUGCAAAGGAAAACAAUUAGUAAUAGCUAUUAAUAGCUGAUAAAACAAAACAAAGAGGAAAUAUAACAAACAACAAAAAAUAUAUAUUAUAUAUAACUUUUGGAAACAUAACAAAACUAGGUAACAAGUUGACGAUAAGUGUGUGGCUAAGUGUACCACAAAAAAUUGAACAGAAUAUUAUGCAGUUUAGUGUGACGCAAUUAAAUGGCUCUGAUAAGUAAAUACAUACAUACAAACAAACAAACAAACAAACAAACAAUAAUAUGUCACAUGUAAAAUAUUUAAUCACGUUCGUGCUAAAACUUUAGAGAUGUGCAGCAGCCAAUCAAGUCGAGCAUUCUAAAUAAUUAUAUAUGUACAUACAUGCAUUGGUAAAUAUAUAUAACUAUGUGUAUAUACAUGCGUAUGUGUAUGUGUAUGUGCAUGCAGAUGAUACAUACACACACACAUAAGAGAAAAGAGAGAAAAUUGUCUACGAUUGUGUGUUCCAUAACGAACGCCAUGGCAACAUUGGUUGGCUUUGCAAUUUUUUUAAAGUUUAUAGCGCGUACAAAUACAGAUUCUCUCUAAAACACAAAUAUACAAAACACACACACACACACAUACACGCAUGUAUGUAUGUAACAAAGUUCAGACAAUGUCUGCCGCUGUCCAAUGCACGCGAUAAUGAGGCUUCAGCAUUGAUGAUUGUUACAUGCACACGGGUCUGUUUCUCAAUUGUUCAAAAUAGCUUAAAUAAAUUGCAGUCCACAACAACAAUAACAACAACAUCAGGACACACAUACACACACACACAAACAACACUACACAACUACCUUUUUCGCAUUGUAACUUAAAGAUGAUGACAAAUGUAUCCGACAGGCAGACUUUAUGACAAGUUCAAGCCUUUUCCAGUUGGAUCGCUGACUUGAAAACAAACAACUAGAACGGGCCUCAAGACGUGCACUUUACGUUAAAUACUUACUACAACGAAACACGUGCUAAUAGUAUAUGCAUUUUGUCAAAUCAAACACAUUAACGACACAUUGUCAUCAACACACACUUAAAAACAAUAACAAUAAUAACAAUAACAACUUAGAUUUGUGCAAAAGCUAUUGCAGUUUUGUUAGCCAAAAAUGCCAGAUGAUGAAGAGCGCGUAUCUAAAUAAAAAGUAGAGUUGGCGAUUCAACUGAAAAAUCUUACCACAGUAACAGCAACAAGAGCAGCAGUUAUCGAAACGUUCUUUUUUUCUUGUUAUUAUAUUAAUAUUAUGAUUAUUACUAUGGUUAUUAUGUAAUUUAUAUGCGUAGGAUUUUUAUUGAUUGAUUGUGUGUGUAAUUUUAAAUGAUUAA